Messenger RNA from Chiroxiphia lanceolata (lance-tailed manakin), 4209 nucleotides. RefSeq names its product family with sequence similarity 98 member B (gene TSLIG3B). NCBI's taxonomy places the organism in Eukaryota, Metazoa, Chordata, Aves, Passeriformes, Pipridae. Gene Ontology annotation, cellular component: tRNA-splicing ligase complex. Bases 77 to 1327 code for a protein of 416 amino acids. The record is from RefSeq and is a predicted model, not a curated record. The transcript has 8 exons.
CGGCAGCGGAACGCGCUGGCGGGCGCGGGUUGCGGAGGGCCGGUUUGGGGCGCGCACCGCGCGGCGCGGCGGCGGCAUGAGGGAGCUGCCGCCGGGCCCGGCGAUGGAGAGCGACAUCUUGGACGCGCUGGAGGCCCUGGGGUACUCAGGUGCCCUGUUGGAGGAGGAAGCACUGAACAAAGCAGCAGAAAAUGGAUUAUCUUCACCAGAAUUUUUUGAGCUUUGUGUUUGGUUAGGUUCCCAAAUAAAAUCACUUUGCAAUAUGGAAGAAAGCAUCACUUCAGGAGAUGGUAUGAAAGAUAUAGAGAGCUUCCAGCUUGAGAUGAGUGGCUUUCUGAGAGAAAUGGCUUGUCCAUAUUCAUCACUUAUAUCUGGAGACAUCAAGGACAGAUUAAGAGGGAAAGAAGAUUGUCUUAAACUCCUGUUAUUUCUAAGUACAGAACUUCAGGCGUUAAAGAUACUGCACAGCAAGAAAAUCAAAGGCUCUCAUUUGGAAAAGCACAGUGAAAUUAUUCAGGAAGUGCAAGCUAUUUGCGAUGCACUGGGUCUGCCAAACUCCUCAUCUUCUGGUAUUCCUCCCUUGUUAACCAAUGUGGAACAAAAGAUAAAGGACAUUCUCGCAAAAGUUCAAAACAAACAUGUGGGGAAAUCACUGCUAACAAAACCUCUGAAUUCUGACCAAGUGAAAAGAUUGGAAAAAAUCAAUGAUGCUCUUCGGAGUGAGUACGAAUGUCGACGACGCAUGUUAAUGAAGAGGCUCGAUGUGACUGUACAAUCUUUUGGCUGGUCUGAUAGAGCAAAGGUAAAAACAGAUGAAAUAGCACGUAUCUAUCAGCCCAAGCGCUAUGCAUUAUCUCCAAAGUCAACUAUUACAUUAGCUCACCUGCUUGCUGCUCGAGAAGAUUUAUCCAAGAUCAUAAGAACAAGUAGUGGUUCAACACGGGAAAAUACCAUCUGUGCUAUCAACAAGGUUCUGAUGGGGAGAGUACCGGAUCGUGGAGGCAGACCAACAGAGAUUGAACCACCUCCUCCUGAAAUGCCUCCGUGGCAAAAAAGACAAGAAGGUGGUGGAAGAGGUGGCUGGGGAGGUGGUGGUGGUGGUGGUGGUGGAAGGGGCAACUGGGGGGGUGGAGGGGGUAGAGGAGGUGGAGGUGGAGGUUUCAGAGGUGGUGGGAGAGGUGGAGGUGGCUUCCAGGGUGGAGGUGGCUUCCAGGGUGGAGGUGGCUUCCAGGGUGGAGGUGGCUUCCAAGGUGGCAGGGGAGGUUAUGGUGGCAGGGGAGGCUAUAAUGACCCAUAUGGUGGAAGAGGAGGAUACCGAAGAUAUUAAAGUACUGUAAAUCUUAACAGAAUAACUGGCAAAAUAUAGUGGUGGUGUUUACUGGUAUUAGACAUUAGGUAUGUUGACUUGGGCUUAGGUUAGAAUAUGAAUCAUUGCAUUAGACCAACUGAUAUUCUCAUUGAGUCCUUUUAGUUAACAGAGCUUUUAUACUAAAAUGAGAUCACUAAAGUCCUUGUUUUUCGUAUUGCUUAUAUGGUGUUUUUUAUGUCAUUUUAUUUAAAAUAAGCCUCAGAAAACUGAAUAAAACCCUUUCUAAACAAACAAAAAUAUACUAAUGUUCAGACUUCUCUAGUUAUUGCAUGUUGCAUAUCUACUCCCCUGCUCCAAAAUACUGUGUAAAAAAAAACCAACAAAAUAGGCCUAAGAACCAGAUGAAACCACUUUUUAAAGACUAGAAUGCUUUCAGGCUUUUUCUCUUCAUCUAGUUUUCAUGUGGGACAUGCAAGUGAAUUUUAAUUUCAAAUGUUGAAAUCCUUAAGGCUUUGGUCAAAAUUAUUCAGUUAGAUUGGAUUAUUCUUCCAGAACUUCACAUUAAAUUAACAUUCUGAAUUAAUACUCUUAGAGAAACUAAUAAAAUCAGAUUGUUUUUUAUGAUCAUAAUGUAUUAGAGACUAUUUGAAGGUCUGAACAUGUACUGUAAACUCAGAAUCGUGGUGAGUUUUGAUAAAGUCGUAUUUUCAUUUUACCUUUUUUCCAUUUUAUUGGCAUUUCAUGAAAGUAUUUUAAGACCAGAUUGGGCAGAAAACCUGCAGCCAUCAUGUGUGGUAAGAAUUCAUGUAUAUAUCCUUCUGAAUCAGCCUUGAGACAUAAAGUUUGAAUAAGCUGAGCUUCUUAAGAAAAAACAUACCAUUUCUUCUUCUCCCAUCUUUUUUUUUUCCUCCCCUGUCUUCUCUAUGUUUGGGAGUCACGAACUGCCCAGUUAAUAAGACAUCUCAUACAGCAGUCGGCCUUCCUCAGUGAUUUCUCUCUCUCACUCUGCCAACCUGAAAGAAUCUCUGUCUUGAUACGGUAUGGGUGCCUUCUCCCUCAUUCAGUGUUACUCUAGAAGGAGUUAGCUGUCACACAAUUAUGGCUGUAAAUAUAUGUAGACAGAAAUUUAGAGCUGUCACUGAAGACAGUUUCUGCUGUCCAGUGACUUUUAGAUCUCCUCCCCUGCUGUGAGGCCUCUCCUGACAACAGAGGUGGAACAGGGGAAUGACGCCUGAGUAUGUACUCAUGACAACAUUUUAGGGUCAGUUUACUACAGAGAGAUUCAAAAAGGCAUCUGAUAAGCCUGGGAAUAUCUGUUGAUUAAAUAACGUGGCAGCCUUGAAGCACUUGUAGCUAUAGGCUUAACUGCAGGUUGAACUUUAGGAUUUGAUUUUGGGUUUAUGUUCCACAGUUACAAGUUCUUUCUGCACAAAUUUCCUAUUGGAGUCCAUUGGUAUGCUUUAAAGAUUUUUUUUUUUACCUUCAUAAACACAUGCAUCAUGUCCUGUUUCAUUGCCGGCUUUAUGCAUGAAUGUAAAGCUCUGUUCAAAAUCAAAUUAUUAUCUCUUUCAAAAGCCUGUGUAGUUUUUAUUAACUAGCCAUCACCAACUUUUUAAUUUGAAAUUUUAAUUCAGAUAACCUUCAAAGUUUUUUGCCUGUUAUGUCCUCUCUGAUCAUAGUUUGCCUGAGAAUGCUGCUUCUAAUGUGACAGAUAUGACCUUACCCAGGCUUUAGGGUUACAGCAGGUGCCUGACAAAAAGAGGCAGGAGUUUUCCUGGCUUGAACAUGUUAGCUUGGAUGUGAACUUUUGCAAUAAUGGCUGAAUGUCACCCAACUGCUAGCAAUAUAGUUCCUUUGCUGGUUUUUUUUCUAUGCUCCUUUGUGGCCUAAAGCCCUUGGCAGCCUCUGCAGUUUUUAUGGGGAGACCCUCAUGGGUCACAUGGGAGCAUAGUACUGGGUUCCCUUGAUUUGAGCAUGGUUUUUGCUUAAUACUCUGGAAUAGCUCAGAAACUGAUGACAUACCAAGUGAGACUGCUGGCCUUGAAGUAUUGGUCAGCAAAAGAAUGGAGAGUAGUUUUUAACAACCAAAGCCUUAAGAGAAAAUUCUGUUUGCUUAUCCCAAUGUUACUUUUUGUUACAAGUAAUCAACAGUCAAGCAUGUUGCUUCACCAGGGAAAAACACAAGGAAAAUCAAACUACUUAUCUAUGCUUAAAGAUUUCGUUAGUCUUAGGACGCAAAGUUGCACCAGUUUAGUUGAAUUGUUGUAAAUGUCGAUGUGCAUGUGCGUUGGUAUUUUUACACUCAUCAGUUCAUCUUGUUUGUAGUAGGCAGGACAGUUCUGAACGAAGUAAAUCAUGGAGUGAACCAGGUCCAUACGCAUUUGAAUUCUAACAGUUAAAUUAUUUCAAUAUCAUAUUUCAAUUAUAUGUGUGUAGACCAUGUAAAAGAUGGAAAUUUAAAUCGGAUUAAGAUUUUUUUUCUUCAAAAAGAAAAUUUCAGUUUUUCUUAAAUAAUUUUAAAAUUUGAAAUCAAGAGUUGAAAACUAAAGUAAGCACCACCACAUUUCAUAGAGGUAUCCUUUGCUGUCCUCUUUUGUCAGAAUGUAUGCUUUUAGUUUAUCAAAUGAUGCAAUAACACCAUGAGAAUAAUUGAUUUCAACCUCAAGUUUUGUUUGUCUUGGAAAAAAGUAUUUUCAAAAAUUCCGUUGUGAGUAAAGAUUUUCAUAUAUAUGUUUGUGAGUAUUUUUGUGUUAGUCACACUUAGUGAAUACCUAGAUGAACAUUGUCUUGUUCAAGACCUGAAAAAUAGGUUGGGGAUUUUUUUCAGGAAUUGAGAGAAACACUUUUGUUAACAGCUGUAAACACUGAGGAAUAAAGCACUGUAUUUGAAGUUAGUUGCA